Messenger RNA from Paramecium pentaurelia, 363 nucleotides. The record is from the annotation of a GenBank genome assembly. NCBI's taxonomy places the organism in Eukaryota, Ciliophora, Oligohymenophorea, Peniculida, Parameciidae.
AUGAUAUUUUAAUCUUAGAAUGGAUAUAUCUUUGGUGGAUAUUCUUCAUGUUAAUGGUAAUAGAAUAAAAGUUAUGUUUAAGAUGAUACAUUAUCAUCAUUCUUAUUCUCAUAAACACAUGAUUAAAUCUAUCCUUUGAAAUAGGAUUAAAAAUAAUAUGCCAUAUAUUGUAGUUCUGGAUCUGGACCUAGAUUUGGAUGUGGUCAUGAUAUAUAUAUUGCAGCUGACUUUAAAGAUGGUUAUUCUAAUUUAGGUCAUUCAUAUUAAUGGGAUAAAUAUGAGAAUAACUAAUCUACUCAUUUAUUUGGAUAAGAUAAACCAAAUAUUAGUGAAUGUGAAAUAUUUGAGUUAAAAUUUGUUUGA